Molecule: messenger RNA, 1057 nt
Organism: Petromyzon marinus (sea lamprey)
Lineage: Eukaryota; Metazoa; Chordata; Hyperoartia; Petromyzontiformes; Petromyzontidae
Gene: EXOSC3
Product: exosome component 3
Biological process (GO): nuclear polyadenylation-dependent rRNA catabolic process; TRAMP-dependent tRNA surveillance pathway; CUT catabolic process
Cellular component (GO): cytoplasmic exosome (RNase complex); nuclear exosome (RNase complex)
Molecular function (GO): RNA binding
Source: RefSeq, a predicted model, not a curated record
ACCACCACCACACUGCUACCACCACCACCACACCGCUACCACCACCCCAGCACCACUAUCCCCCCACCGUUAACUGCCUCCACCACCGCCGCCGCCGCACGUGGUUGUUGAGUUGUGAGACUCGUUGAGGAAGGAGAAGGAGGAGGAGAAGGAGAAGGAAAAGAAGGAGGAGAAGAAGGAGGAGGCCUCCACCGACCGCCGCAUGGCACCGCGACACAGGGCGCUUCGGGUCGUUAUGGCCGGGGACGAGGUGGUGGUGGCGGCGGUGUCGCCGCCGCAGCCGCAGCAGCAGGACGUGGGCCUCGCCGCCACCGCCGCCUCCCCCGCCGGGCGCGUGGUGCUGGGCCCGGGACUCCGGCGCGAGGGGGAGGUGGUGCUGGCGUGCCGCUGCGGCGUGCUGCGACACCGGGAGCCGCACACUUACUGGGUCGAGUCGCACCAGAAGCGGUACGUGCCCGUCAAAGGCGAGACGGUGAUUGGAGUGGUGACGGCACGGGCGGGCGACGUCUUCAAGGUUGACGUUGGUGGUAGCGAGCAGGCCAGCCUCUCAUUCCUGGCCUUCGAGGGAGCCACAAAACGAAACCGGCCCAACGUGCAGGUGGCAGACCUCGUGUUUGGCCGCCUCCUCGUGGCCAACAAGGACAUGGAGCCCGAGUUGGUGUGCAUGGACAGCGGGGGCCGAGCGUCCGGCAUGGGGGUGCUGGGUCCCGGAGGGUUUCUUCUGCACUGCUCGCUGGGACUCGCGCGGAGGUUGCUGCAGCCGGACUGCGAGAUCCUACGCCGGCUUGGCGCUGCGUUUCCCAUGGAGAUUGUGGCCGGCAUGAACGGGCGCGUGUGGGUGAAGGCGCGCACGGUGCGCAACACCCUCCUAGUGGCCAGCCUCCUGGACAGCAGCGAGUUCAUGAGCCCACGGCAACUGCAGGCGGCGCUCGCGCGCAUCCCCGAAGACCUCGCGGUGGCACGCUGAGCACCCCCCCCCCACCACCGGGACGUCCACCCACCCCCCUCUUCACUGACGGACGUUGGGUUUUAUAAAUAAACGAUUUGUUUUAUUGUG